Molecule: messenger RNA, 1010 nt
Organism: Cornus florida
Lineage: Eukaryota; Viridiplantae; Streptophyta; Magnoliopsida; Cornales; Cornaceae
Exons: 4
Coding region: 189-668 (159 amino acids)
Source: RefSeq, a predicted model, not a curated record
UUAUUUUCUCUCCAUUUCUUUCCUUUCCUUUUAUUUCCGUCCAGAAGUAGUAUAAACUUUUAUUAGCAAAACGGCCUCAAUCUAUUAGCAAAUUUCGAAAUCAGCCACCUGCAAAUCUGCUUUGGAAUUGGACCUCACUUGCUCGUCUGACGCGGACUCCAAAAAUUAUCCGGAGCAAAAACCAAACUAUGUCGUCCCCAACCUUCCUGUUUUCUUCAAUACCCAUUUCUCCUCGAAAACCCACACAAACCCAUCUUUCAUUUCCCAUCACAUCACCAUACCGUGAAGCUGCAACUCAACGAAACCAUACGCUAAAACCCAUCAUCAUCAAUGCUAUAUUUCAGAACAAAAAAGCCAUAGCUGCUCUUUUGGGAGCUGGGUUUGCGCUAACCCUAGUGGGAUCCGCCACUGCUGCUCAAUUGCCAUUGUUGGGUUCUUCUUUGCAACUCGACGAACCCGCAAAUGCGCUCUCAUUGCCCACCUGGGCUAUUCAUGUCUCCAGCGUCGUAGAAUGGAUAACGGCAAUGGCAUUGGUGUGGCAAUAUGGGGAGAAAUCUGGGUAUGAAUCAUGGAAGGGCCUCUCUUGGGGUAUGGUACCCCUACUUGGUGGAGCGUUUUGUGCAUGCACAUGGCAUUUCUUUUAUAACUCCGAGGCUCUUGAGUUGUAGGUAUUGGUCGCUCUUCAAGCAGCAUUGACAGUUAUAGGUAACACCACCAUGUGUGUUGCUGCAUACCGUAUCUAUAGAUUAUCACAGGGGGAUUCUAAGAAUUUAUAGAGCUCUUUUAUGUACAUACUGUUCACGUGAUUGAAUCCUUGGUUUCUGUCUCCUAUUCUGGUUGUAGGUACAUCAAUUCUUCUUACUAGAUAUAAACCUAGAUCAUGGUCAUUGGUUGAGGACUAAGUGACAAUACUGGAUUACAAUCUUAUGACUUUUUGCCGAAGAUGUAAAAUAUGAAACACGAUGGAAUCUUUAUUUACUUAUGGUGGGAAAAGAGUUCAUUUGAAACUA